Molecule: messenger RNA, 768 nt
Organism: Botrytis porri
Lineage: Eukaryota; Fungi; Ascomycota; Leotiomycetes; Helotiales; Sclerotiniaceae
Exons: 2
Coding region: 1-768 (255 amino acids)
Molecular function (GO): hydrolase activity
Source: RefSeq, a predicted model, not a curated record
AUGCAUAUUACAUGUCUUUUGGCAUUUGCUGAAUUUAUGGUAUCGGCGCGACAAUCAUGGCAUGGAACUAUCGUUCUUAUCUUUCAGCCAGCCGAAGAACGAGGUACAGGUGCUCAAAGUAUGGUCGAUGAUGGACUAUACGAUCCCGAAAGACACAAAAUUCCUAUUCCUGACGAAGUCCAUCCUAGUGAACACGCAGUUGUUACGUGCGCAAGUUUCAUUUCUGGCUCGACUACUGCAGAAAAUGUGGUUAGCGACGAUGCGACGAUCACAAUUGAUAUUCGCGCAAAUGACAAGACUACAAGACAGAAACUUUACAAUGGAGUUCUGCGGAUUGUCAAUGCUGAAAGCGCAGCGUCCAAUGCAGUCGUCGAACCGACAAUUACUCCAACUCGGUCGUUUCCCGUAACCUAUAAUAAUGCCUCCGUUACUGAAAGAGUAGGCAAAGUUUUUCGCGAUCAUUUCAGGCCGAUGAAAGUUGUGUUGCAGACUACCCUAAGCUUAGAUUUAGUGAAAAAAUUUGCACCCUCGCGUCUGCUGUUGAAAGACCUUCUCUUUUAUUCGCCUAUGGUUGUACGUCUCCCGAGAAAUUUUGACCUGGCUCAAAAAGAAGGGACAUUGGCGGAGAGCAUACCAGGAAAUCACAGUUCUCUCUUUGCCCCACAAAUUUUCCCUACGAUGCAAAUAGGUAUAGAUGCAUAUGCUUUGAGCGCCUUAGCGUGGCUAUCAAAAGAACAAGAGGACAAUUGGAGCAGCUUAGGAGGUUAA